This is a messenger RNA of Trachymyrmex cornetzi, 1489 nucleotides long. RefSeq lists its product as uncharacterized. The record is from RefSeq and is a predicted model, not a curated record. The transcript has 7 exons. Bases 442 to 1425 code for a protein of 327 amino acids. Lineage: Eukaryota; Metazoa; Arthropoda; Insecta; Hymenoptera; Formicidae.
UUGAAUUGCGUCAGUCAGGAAACCCGCUCUAUAUUUGUCUAAAAAAUAAAUGUCACGGGUAAAAGAUCUCGUAAAAUAAUCAAACGUUUGUUAUAACGUAUUAAAUUGCAUGCGACUUAAUUAGAUGUGAUGUAAAAAGAAAUAGUCUUGUUCCAGUGAACAGAUUCGAUAAAGAAACUAUCAGCGUACUAUAAGAUAAGUUAGAUAAAUACUUUAAGGGUGUGUAAUGUCUCUAUCGAGUAAAUUCACAUUUAACUUGCGAAAGUGUGACACAUUUGAAUUGCACAAUAUAAACAACUUACCGAUUUCUCAACGUCGGUCGCUGUGACUGGAUUUAAAUCAGCUUGGCUUUGCUGAAAGUGUCCACUCGUCAAAUUACAUCGAGACUUUGAAGCGUCCAAGUAGAUCGAGUUAAAGGUGCAGUGCAAUAAAAUUGUCGGAAUGCGGAAAACUCUCUCUGAACGUUUUAGCGAAGACGAACUUCCUUUCUUGAAUGAAGAUAAAAACAAGGUCAUUGAUUUUCCGUAUGUAUACGUUGAAGAUCCGAUUCGUAGCAUUCGACACCACAGCCUGAUGCUUAAGGGCACCGCAAAUCAAUUAAGGAGAUGGCCGAACGAUCUUUUCAGUUCGUUUAUGGCAGCGUGUCUUGUCCUAUUCAGUUUUCUUUUUCUUGCUUUUGUCACGGCGAUAUUUUGUUCACCCAUAACAAACAAUGAUAAUUGCUGUGGUGAAUUGAAGAUUUCCGAGGAUGAAUGUUCCAUUAAUGUCUAUUUCGUGAAGGAAGCUACGCAGGUCUGGUCUGGAAAAGAAUUCUGUUAUAUCGAGGCUGCAGCAAGAGAACAACCAAAUUUGAAUAUAUACUUAAUCAAUUUGAUGCGUACUUCCAGUACACCGAACACAUCGGAAAUUUAUCUUAAAAUGGCACUGACCACCCAAAAUGCUAAUAUUCACAUCGCCGAAUUAUUAAUUGGCAAAUUUUUCAGCAAAACAGAAUUAUCAAGUAUUGCAAAAAAUUUGAACAAUGAAUUGUUGCUGAUGGCGGCGAGAGCGUAUCUGCUUUGGAACUUUCCCGGAGUUGCAAUGCAUCCCAGCGCAUAUUGCAAUUUAUCAGUCGUCAAUAAAUCACGAUGGAAUAAAGUGGGGAAACGAGAUUGCAUGCCGGACAAAUUAGUUAUGAUCGACCCAACGAUUGAUUUACAAGCGACAGAUGUGCAUUGUCAAGCAUUUCUAGGAUUUUUAAUACAGGAAAUAUCCAAGAAUGCAACGCAAAUUUAUAGUUUGAAGGAUGCAUUGGACAAAUUUUGUCCGAGGAUUGAUAACUGUGUCGAGGUGCGAGUACUUGAUUUAAAAUCGCACUGUUCGGUCAACGCUUUCGAUUGUCCUACCGUGUAUACGUCUGGAAAAUCUUGGGAACUUACAAUAUAAUCCAAAUACUUAGUUAUAUAAGUCAUAGAAGAUAUAAUUUUCAUUUCAUGGAAUUUAAUAUAAU